Molecule: messenger RNA, 3449 nt
Organism: Amyelois transitella
Lineage: Eukaryota; Metazoa; Arthropoda; Insecta; Lepidoptera; Pyralidae
Product: short-chain specific acyl-CoA dehydrogenase, mitochondrial
Exons: 10
Coding region: 308-1540 (410 amino acids)
Biological process (GO): butyrate catabolic process; fatty acid beta-oxidation using acyl-CoA dehydrogenase
Cellular component (GO): mitochondrion
Molecular function (GO): flavin adenine dinucleotide binding
Source: RefSeq, a predicted model, not a curated record
GAAAUAAAUAUUUUCAUGUUUAUAGUUUUAUAGAAGUGGUAUUUUAAUUGGGUACUUAUGAAACAGAGUUAGAACCUUAUGAUUAGAACCGUACUGCUUAACUUAAUCGGCACGGUAUAACGAAAGUGUUGUGGCGGUACUUAAAUUGGGAAAUAAGAAGGAUUCAAACAAGUUUGGUGUGACCUUGUCCCGUUAUCAUUAUCAUACAAUUACCUAUCGCAUUCGACUGUCGGUUGUGUGUGGAUCAGUGUAUGCCCUGCAUUGUAGCUCUGAACUUUAUGGCAAGAGACUUUUAUCUGAACUUAUCAUGGCAAGAGGCGCACUUUUAAAAUCGGCUACGACCUUGUACAGUCGCCAAAAUUCAAAAGCUGUAGCCUCACAAUGCCGAGGCUUCACCACCCAGCUUACGGAGCAGCAGCAGAGUGUCCAGGACCGUGCACGCCAGUUCAGCAUUGAGCACCUGAAACCCAUUGCCUCGAGACUGGACACGGAGGGGCGCUUCCCUCAUGGGGAGAUAAAGAAACUAACAAACAUGGGCUACAUGGGAGCUACAGUCUCUGAAGAAUACGGCGGCCUGGGGCUGGACUACCUGUCCCUUGCCAUCAUUGUGGAGGAGCUCUCCCGAGGGUGCGCCAGUACCGGCAUGACACUCUCCAUUCAUAACUUCCUGUAUGUGAACCUGGUUAAUGAGAAAGGAACUCCGGAGCAGAAGGAGCAGUUCCUGAGGGAUUUCACCAAAGGAUCGAUUGGGUGCUUCGCCUUGAGUGAGCCUGGCGCUGGCAGCGACGUGGCCAGCAUCCAAGUGACAGCUAAACAAGAUGGCGACUACUGGGUGCUGAACGGCCGCAAGAGCUGGGUGACCAGCUGUAUUGAGGGUCAUGCAGCCGCCGUGUUCGCCACCUUCGAUCCAGCGCUGAAGCACAAGGGUCUUGCAUGUUUCUUGGUACCAUUGGACGCUGAAGGAGUAUUCAGAGGCAAGAAGGAACCAAUAAUGGGGAUCAGUGCGGCCCACAGAGCGGCCACCGCUUGCGACCUAACCCUGGACCACGUCAGGAUUCCGAGCAGCUACCUGGUGGGCAAGCCGGGGGACGGCUUCCGAGUGGCCAUGGAGCAACUGGACCAGGCCAGGAUCGGCAUCGCGGCUCAUGCUGUGGGUAUAGCCCAAGCAGCUCUAGACACAGCCAUCGACUACGCAAAAGAGCGAGUGGCGUUUGGAAAGAGUCUUACCAGAUUACCUUCAGUCAAGGACCGUCUCACAGAAAUGAGCGUGCUAAUAGAAACAGCUCGCCUCCUUACUUAUCGUGCCGCCACCGCUGUUAACACUAAGAAUAGUGCUAUGGCGAAGUAUGUGGCGGGACGCAACGCUGUGGCGGUGUCAGAUCAUUGCGUGCAAAUCCUAGGCGGCAGGGGACUGUCUACUAAAUAUGAUGCCGAGAGACAUUAUAGGGACGCUCGUGGUACGCAGAUCUACGGCGGAGUGACGGACAUUCAGAAACGGCUGGUCGGACAUUUCCUACUCAAAGAACACGACGCGCUUUGACGAGCGAUGUAAUUAAUGAGCGAUGUGAUGCGUAGCGCGCAAGUAACUUCUAGAACGCAUAAUAACGAGACUUUUUUAAGAGUAAUUAAGUAUACAAGAUUUUAUAAGAAAUGGGUAUUUAGAGACUUGAGGAGGACAGUUACUUUUUCUUAAAUUGAAAAAUAAUAGCGGUUUUAUCCGUUAUGCACUGAGGGGUGCAAUGUACAUACAUACAUAUAAUCACGUCUAUAUCCCUUGCGGGGUAGACAGAGCCAACAGUCUUAAAAGACCACGUUCAGGUGUUUGGUUUAAUGAUAGAAUUGAGAUUUAAAUAGUGACAAGUUGCUAGCCUGUCGCCUAAAAAAAGAAUCCCGUUUAUAAGCCUAUCCCUUAGUCGCCUUUUACGACAUCCAUGGGAAAGAGAUGAAGUGGUCCUAUUCUUUUUUCUAUUGGUGCCGGGAACCACACGGAUAGGGGUACAAUGUGAUUGCCCCAUUAAAAUAAAAAAUUCUUACUUAUAUUUCGUUCUUUACUUAAUCACGCUUCACUUAAUCAAUCUUCUUACUUAUAAUACUGACCUCCAUAAGUAAAUAUUAACCCUUUAUGUAUAUACCCUGUUUAUAAUAAUAAAAUUCAAACCCUGCAUAUCUUAUUUUUUAAGUGACCGAAUUAUAACUUUCUUUUCUAGUCUAUUUACUUUACGUAAUAAGUACCUAAUUUAGUUGUUGGCGAAAUAAUGGCAGAAAUAUGGGCCAAAUUUUUACUUAAUUUACGCUUAAAUAUUGAAGUCAGAAAACCUUCUUUAAAAAGAAUUUUAAAAAAGAACAAGUAAUUUGUACUAAGAGAAAGUCGAGAAUUACUCUUCCCUGUGAAAAUAGCUGAACCAUGUUGAUGUAUUUAAAUUAUAGAAUAAAUUGUCUUUUAGAAGUAGGAUAUGUAUGUACAAUUCUGAAGUCACGUAAGACGGUUAGUGAUUUGUUUAUACGGUAUUAAAAGUAUGGCCCUUUCGUGAAUUGUGUUUACUAAAGGUCUUUCCACACCACACACAUCCUGUCACGUUCUCGCCUCGACUCUGGUGUUUUUAUUCGUUUGUAAUAUCUUUAUUGCAUAGAAAUUUACACAGUAACAAGAAAAUAGUAAGUACAUAGUUAUAAAAGAAACAAAUCACUUGCAAUGGCGGACUUAUCCCAUGAAGUUUGGUGGUGGUGUGACCUUUAUAUAUGGUGGUACUUUUAUGUACACUGUACUGUUUACGAAAAAUAACGACUGUUUUGACAGCAGGACAGAAUGAUACAUUUGUAAUUAGAGCGAAAGAGACAGACGAACAAAGUUCGUGUUUGAUAGCUGUCUGUGACUUUUUUCUAGCACUAGUGUUAUCGACAUUCCAUGUGUCAUCUUUAUUUCUUGGUUACAAAAUGGAAUUUUAAGACUAAAUUUCUAUGUUAUCAUUAUUUUUAUCAUCUUAUAAACUUUCUGCUCAAUUUUGUUUAUUUAUUCAUUGUAUAUCUUGAGUAUGACUCUUUUUGUACUAGCGAUACAUAUUAAUUCCCUACAUUCAAAUUAUAAGUUCAUAUAAGUCUUGGAGCUGACAAGGGACAAUGGCCCGAAGCUUAGAUAUAUUAUGUUAAAUUUUGAAUCGCAUGUUUGAAUUGAGAAGCACCCGUGUUUUAUUUGGUAUGUAUGCUAGGCAUUGCCACUCCCGCACAGAAAAAUAUAUAUGGUCAAAAAGUUGAAAAACUUGUUAUUCCUAAUGUUGGUUUUGUAUAAGCUUGGAAUAGUUCUAUUUUGAAAAAGGUUAUAAUUUAGUUUAUAAAGCAUUAUAGAAAAAGUAUUGAUAAAAAUAGAUUUAAGUAAUCUUCUAAUAAAAUAUUUAUUGUUAUGAAAUAUUCUACAUUGUUGAAUUGUAUUAAAAAUAUCUAUUUUUAUAUAA